Molecule: messenger RNA, 499 nt
Organism: Racocetra persica
Lineage: Eukaryota; Fungi; Glomeromycota; Glomeromycetes; Diversisporales; Gigasporaceae
Source: the annotation of a GenBank genome assembly
AACUUUUCAACACAAUGAUAGAGAAAUAAAUAAAUACCAACUAUUUACUGACGAAGAAUCUUUUAACAACUUAAUUAAUCAAAAAUGUUCAUCUGAACAAACAUUAGUACAAUCUUUGCAACAUUUUUUUACUGGGUUCAAACAUCAAUUAUAUUCUUGCUUCAAUAAAAUUUAUGAAUUUUAUUUAAUACCUAAUUAUCAUACCGGAGAGAAUAUAAAAGAUGGAAUAGAAGACAUAGAAAAACAUCUGAUAGAGUCCUUAAGUAUCGUUAAAGAUAUAAAAAGAUCGGACCUUUCGAUAGAUUACUUAAACGAUAUCACCAUUGAAGACGAUAAAAAAAUUUUAUUACUUGAAUCAUUUAAUUACUACUUGAAGAAAGACAAAAUUAAUAAUAAAAGUUUAGAUAUAGAUGACUUAAAGAUUCCAAAAUAUUUAAACGAGAUUAUUGGGCUACAAAACCCACUAUCGCUAUGUAGUGAGAUAAAUGAUUUACAAUGA